AUGCACUCCCUCCGCUUAGCCACACGACACCUAAGAACACGCGACCCCAGCAGAGCCAUUAACAUCAAACCAAAAGCAGCAAUAGCAAUAGCCACCCCCUCGCACGAGUUCCACCAAGACCCAUACCUCCUCCGCAAGAUCGACAUCCAAUCCAUUGACCGAUUCGGCGGUGGCCGACUGGGUUUCGUCAAGCUGAAAGCGGAGGUAUCAAACGGUCAGGGCGAGAAAUUACCGGGUAGUGUCUUUUUACGGGGUGGGAGUGUUGGUAUGUUGCUCAUUCUACAACCAGACGACAUCCCCAACCCAACAGAAGAAGACAAGCGCGUAAUCUUAACAAUCCAACCCCGCAUCCCUGCCGGCUCACUCUCCUUCGCUGAGAUCCCAGCCGGAAUGCUCGAUGACAGCGGGACAUUUGCCGGUGGCGCAGCGAAGGAGAUUGAAGAGGAGACUGGGCUACGGGUUGAGCAGGGGGAUCUGGUUGAUAUGACAUCGCUGGCGCUGCAGGCUGCGCAGGAACCGGGAUCUGGUGAGAGGCUUCAAAGUGCUGUUUAUCCGUCUCCUGGUGGGAGUGAUGAGUUUAUUCCGCUGUUUUUGUGUCGGAAGGUCAUGUCGAGGGGUGGGAUUGAGGAGUUGCAGGGGAAGUUGACGGGGUUGAGGGAACGGGGGGAGAAGAUUACGCUUAAGGUUGUGCCUUUGUUGGAUUUGUGGAAGGAGGGGAUUAGGGAUGGGAAGACUUUGGCUGCUUGGGCUUUGUAUCAGGGGUUGAGGCAGGAGGGGUUGAUUUAA
Molecule: messenger RNA, 786 nt
Organism: Penicillium bovifimosum
Lineage: Eukaryota; Fungi; Ascomycota; Eurotiomycetes; Eurotiales; Aspergillaceae
Product: putative NUDIX family hydrolase
Exons: 3
Coding region: 1-786 (261 amino acids)
Biological process (GO): ribose phosphate metabolic process; nucleoside phosphate metabolic process
Molecular function (GO): ADP-glucose pyrophosphatase activity; ADP-ribose pyrophosphatase activity
Source: RefSeq, a predicted model, not a curated record